CCCACUCUCCCUGAGUCGAUCGCUGCUCCGGGCCGCGGGGAGAGGCUCUCCGCAGAGCAGACAAAGCCCGCAGCCGCGAUGCGGGGAGGAUCCGGCUCUGCGUGCAUUGGGGGCCAGGAUGGGGUGCCGGGCUGGAGGGUGAGACCCCCUAGCAAAAAACGGGGUUCCCUCAUCCCCAAGCCGCGAACCAUCUCCCCUCCUUCCCUCCACCCCCAGUCUUGAAGAUCUGAGAGGCACCGACUGGGAGAGUGGACCCAUGGGGCCUGCAGCCACCCAAGCCAAGCCUCCAACCCUUGAGAACCUGCAUCAGCAAUGGGGAGUCUGGGCUCUAGCAACCUGCUCUCUUUGGGCCCCUGCAACCCAUUUCUGCACCCGAAUUUCCAGAAGAUCUGUGAACAAGGGUGAGAACCUAUCGAGCCCCAGGGAGGAAGCCCUGCAGAAAAGGGACCUCACCCUGACAAGGGCAGCGCUGCCACCCUGCCGGCCAUGGAGACCCCGUCCCAGCGGCGCGCCACCCGUAGCGGGGCGCAGUCCAGCUCCACCCCGCUGUCGCCCACCCGCAUCACCCGGCUGCAGGAGAAGGAGGACCUGCAGGAGCUCAAUGACCGGCUGGCGGUCUACAUCGACCGUGUGCGCUCGCUGGAGACCGAGAACGCAGGUCUGCGCCUUCGCAUCACCGAGUCAGAGGAGGUGGUCAGCCGUGAGGUGUCCGGGAUCAAGGCCGCCUACGAGGCCGAGCUCGGGGAUGCCCGCAAGACCCUCGACUCGGUGGCCAAGGAGCGCGCCCGCCUGCAGCUGGAGCUGAGCAAAGUGCGCGAGGAGUUUAAGGAGCUCAAAGCGCGCAAUACCAAGAAGGAGGGAGACUUGCUGGCUGCCCAAGCGCGACUCAAGGAUGUGGAAGCUCUGCUCAACUCCAAGGAGGCCGCGCUGAGCACUGCUCUCAGUGAGAAACGCACACAGGAGGGCGAACUGCAUGACCUGCGGGGGCAAGUGGCCAAGCUCGAGGCAGCCCUGGGUGAGGCCAAGAAGCAACUUCAGGAUGAGAUGCUGCGGCGGGUGGAUGCUGAGAACAGGCUGCAGACCCUGAAGGAGGAGCUGGACUUCCAGAAGAACAUUUACAGCGAGGAGCUGCGUGAGACCAAGCGCCGCCAUGAGACCCGGCUGGUGGAGAUUGAUAAUGGGAAGCAGCGUGAGUUUGAGAGCCGGCUGGCGGAUGCCCUGCAGGACCUGCGGGCCCAGCAUGAGGACCAGGUGGAACAGUACAAGAAGGAUCUGGAGAAGACCUAUUCUGCCAAGCUGGAUAAUGCCCGGCAGUCUGCUGAGAGGAACAGCAAUCUGAUGGGGGCUGUACAUGAGGAGCUGCAGCAGUCCCGCAUCCGCAUCGACAGCCUCUCGGCUCAACUCAGCCAGCUCCAGAAGCAGCUGGCAGCCAAAGAAGCAAAGGUGCGGGACCUGGAGGACUCACUGGCCCGCGAGCGAGAUACGAGCCGCCGGGUGCUGGCAGAGAAGGAACGGGAGAUGGCAGAAAUGCGGGCGAGGAUGCAGCAGCAGCUGGAUGAGUACCAGGAGCUUCUGGACAUCAAACUGGCCCUGGACAUGGAGAUCCACGCCUACCGCAAGCUCCUGGAGGGUGAGGAGGAAAGGCUGCGCCUGUCCCCCAGCCCCACCUCUCAGCGCAGCCGUGGCCGUGCCUCCUCCCACUCAUCCCAGACGCAGGGUGGGGGCAGCGUCACUAAAAAGCGCAGGCUGGAGGCCGCAGAGAGCAGCCGCAGCAGCUUCUCACAGCAUGCGCGCACCAGUGGGCGAGUGGCAGUGGAGGAGGUGGAUGAGGAGGGCAAGUUCGUGCGGCUGCGCAACAAGUCCAGUGAGGACCAGUCCAUGGGCAAUUGGCAGAUCAAACGCCAGAACGGAGACGAGCCCUUGCUGACCUACCGCUUCCCACCAAAGUUCACCCUGAAGGCUGGACAAGUGGUGACGAUCUGGGCUGCGGGAGCUGGGGCCACCCAUAGCCCCCCUACUGACUUGGUGUGGAAGGCACAGAACACCUGGGGCUGUGGGAACAGCCUGCGCACAGCUCUCAUCAACUCCACUGGGGAGGAGGUGGCCAUGCGCAAGCUAGUGCGCUCAGUGACCGUGGUUGAAGAUGACGAUGAUGAGGAUGGAGAUGACCUGCUCCAUCAUGGCUCUCACUGCAGCAGCUCGGGGGACCCCACUGAAUACAACCUGCGCUCCCGCACCGUGCUGUGCGGGACGUGUGGGCAGCCUGCGGACAAGGCUUCCGCCAGCGCAGGAGCCCAGGUGGGCGGAUCCAUCUCUUCUGGCUCUUCUGCCUCCAGUGUCACCGUUACUCGCUACCAGCGCAAUAUGGGGGGCAGUGGGGGUAGCAGCUUUGGGGACAGCCUGGUCACCCGCUCCUACCUCCUGGGCAGCUCCAAUCCCCGAACCCAGAACCCCCAGAACUGCAGCAUCAUGUAAUCUGGGACCUGCCAGGUGGGGUGGAGGCAGAGGCCUCCUGCUUUCUCCUCACCUUGUGCCCAUCCUCUACCCUGUGCCUCAUGGAGGGGGCUUAAAGCCAAAGAAAAAUGCCCCUUUGGUUUUUUUCUUCUAUUUUUUUUCUAAAAAAAAUUAUUUUCUACAAUGAUUUUAUACUGAAGGGAAAAUAUGAGCAAAAAAAAAAAAAAAACUUAUGUCUCUAUCACUCCUUCCUUUUCCCUGCUUCCAGGAAACUCCAUAUCUGCUUAAAACCAAAGAGGGCUUCCUGCAGAAGCCCAGGGAAAGGGAGGCUUUUACAGAGCCUAAUUUCUGCUUAUCUGCCCUGCCUACUGCCCCCGCCCCGGGGACCCCGCGACAAGGUGCCUAAGGGGCAGGUGAGGAGUCCCCUCUGCCAGCCCUUGGUCCACUACUGCUGGCUGAGGCUCCUCUGCCUGCCCUCCCCAGCCUCCAGCCCCACCCCAGCCCCGGGGUGACUUGAUUUUUCCAGGUACCAGCUGUGCUUGCUUUUGCUAUAUUUUAUUUAGACAAGAGAUGGGAAUUAGGUGGGAGGUGGAGGAAGGGGAAAAGGUGUUUGAGCCUUGCUUUACCCAGCAUUAGAGCUGGGCAUGGCUUGGCCCAGUCACUGGAAGUUGAGGUCAAGUAGGUGCAGGGGAGGCAGAGGGAGGCCUACUAGAAAGGGUGAGAGCCUACAAGGGCCCCACCCAGAGGGGACGGGGAGAAAGGUAGGAAGCUGUGUGGCAGUGGUUUUUUGCAAACACUACAGAGCUCCUGCCUCCCCAUUUCGCAUCUGCACCUCUUCUCUCCUCCCUGUAUCAAUACACUAGUUGUUUCUAUUCAUGACUGCUGUGGUCUCUUUAUCGCCGGACGUCACCUUGUGUUCUGAGCGACACACACAAGUACACGUUUCACAGCCUUACCCCUGUCCCCAGGAGACAAUAAGAAGCCCUCACAGCACCUCAGGUACACACCUGGGCACUCAGUGGUGGCUGACGGGAGAGGCUUUGUCGUAAGUGCUGCCCACCCACUUCUGGCCUCGCUCUUCAUGAAAGCCUCUGGGAGAGGGGGAGCUCCAGAAGAAGGGUAUUUCUUCCCUAACUCCUUCACCCAGCAGCACUUGUCAAGUGCCUUCUCCAUGCUGGGACAUGGACUCAGCGUGGACACCAAGUCAGGACGUGGACCCAGUCUGGGGGUCGUGAUGUCUCAGGACCUGGGGCCAAGACAUGGGGAGGAGGUUCACAGAAGCCAUUGAGGGCCGCGGGAAGUGAGUAGGGCGAACUUGGAUACAAGCAGCUCUAAGGGUUCCUUUGCGCCACACUCUGUUCUGUGUGUAGACAAGGGGUAUGAGCGAGACCACACGCUCAGUGUCCUCAGUGAACUUACACUCCAUGGGAAUCAGGAAGCAUGCAAAGCAGUGUGUCAAAGAGUGGGAGCCUCAGAGGGGGAGCAAGCUUAAACUUGGGCCAUGGAGCGAAGACCAAGGGCAUGGGCUCCACAUAGGGAAGACAGCCCCGUGUACAUGCCGCAGCAUCUCUGCACUAUUACCUUCCCCCUCUUACUGUCUUGAGAGGUAGUUUUGUUUCUGGAAAUGGGUUCUCGGAGUCAGCUUGCCAAAGGCCGCAUGGCUAGUAGGUGGCAGAGACCUCAAGGAAUCUGGCAGCAGACCCCCUGCUCCUCUAACAUCCUCUCCCUCUAAACAGAACAUGGUAAUAGGAAAUAAAUGCACGUUCCCAGGGAUGGAGGAAUUAAACCUGAAGUCUAAAGUCAAUGAAAAAAAAAUUAUCUGGGAUUAUGGGAAAACGGAAGUGGAAAAGCAACAUUAAUGAGAGGAGGGCAGGCUCUGAAGUCAUGCUGGAAUUUUCCUCAACCCCAUGGGUAUCAGGUGCCUCUGAGAAAU
Molecule: messenger RNA, 4387 nt
Organism: Talpa occidentalis (Iberian mole)
Lineage: Eukaryota; Metazoa; Chordata; Mammalia; Eulipotyphla; Talpidae
Gene: LMNA
Product: lamin A/C
Exons: 14
Coding region: 487-2475 (662 amino acids)
Source: RefSeq, a predicted model, not a curated record